CCAAUCCCUCAAAAUCUUCAAGAGAACUUCUUGAAAACACAGAAACAAAAGGCCCCAAAUGGCUUCCAAAGCUACAGCCUCUCUUGCUAUCAUUCUUUCUCUCAAUCUUCUAUUCUUCACAUUUGUCUCAGCAUGUGACAAUUGCUAUGUUCCUGCCCCACCCAAGCCCAAGCCCAAGCCAUGCCCUCCUACCAAACCAAACCCUCCAUCUAACCAUGGAAAGUGUCCCAAGGACGCCCUUAAAAUCGGCGUCUGCGCAAAGCUUCUCGGUGGCCUUGUCGACCUUACCAUCGGCAAACCCCCAGUGACCCCAUGCUGCACCUUGGUCGAAGGACUUGCUGAUCUGGAGGCUGCUGCUUGUCUUUGCACUGCCAUUAAGGCUAGCGUUCUGGGGAACAAGAUUAAAAUCCCACUCCACCUCAGCUUGCUCCUUAAUGUCUGCAAGAAGAAUCUUCCCAAUGGAUUCCAAUGCUGAUGUUAUGUAUAAUUAGCUUUUUCCUAAUCUUUAAUUCUUGAAAUGUUCUGAUGUCGUGUAUGGUUGUAUGUUUUUUUUUAAAACUACAAAUUAUUCAUAGUUGUUCAAACGUGUUCAAUAAAAGUUUUGCCUAUUGCUUAA
Molecule: messenger RNA, 616 nt
Organism: Cucumis melo (muskmelon)
Lineage: Eukaryota; Viridiplantae; Streptophyta; Magnoliopsida; Cucurbitales; Cucurbitaceae
Product: 14 kDa proline-rich protein DC2.15-like
Exons: 1
Coding region: 59-475 (138 amino acids)
Source: RefSeq, a predicted model, not a curated record